Molecule: messenger RNA, 2791 nt
Organism: Eptesicus fuscus (big brown bat)
Lineage: Eukaryota; Metazoa; Chordata; Mammalia; Chiroptera; Vespertilionidae
Gene: FZD8
Product: frizzled class receptor 8
Exons: 1
Coding region: 62-2110 (682 amino acids)
Biological process (GO): canonical Wnt signaling pathway; non-canonical Wnt signaling pathway
Cellular component (GO): plasma membrane
Molecular function (GO): Wnt receptor activity; Wnt-protein binding
Source: RefSeq, a predicted model, not a curated record
CUCUCUUUCUGGGUCCUCCGGAGCCCCUCCGCUCACUGCCAGGAGGGCGAGGGGACGAAGCAUGGAGUGGAGUUACCUGUUGGAAGUGACCUCCGUGCUGGCCGCCUUGACGCUGUUGCAGCGCUCCAGCGGCGCUGCGGCCGCCUCGGCCAAGGAGCUGGCUUGCCAAGAGAUCACGGUGCCGCUGUGCAAGGGCAUCGGCUACAACUACACCUACAUGCCCAACCAGUUCAACCACGACACGCAGGACGAGGCGGGUCUGGAAGUGCACCAGUUCUGGCCGCUGGUGGAAAUCCAGUGCUCGCCCGACCUCAAGUUCUUCCUGUGCAGCAUGUACACGCCCAUCUGCCUGGAGGACUACAAGAAGCCGCUGCCUCCCUGCCGCUCCGUGUGCGAGCGCGCCAAGGCCGGCUGCGCACCCCUCAUGCGCCAGUAUGGCUUCGCCUGGCCGGACCGCAUGCGCUGCGACCGGCUGCCCGCACAGGGGAACCCGGACACGCUGUGCAUGGACUACAACCACACCGACCUCACCACAGCUGCGCCCAGCCCGCCGCGCCGCCUGCCGCCGCCGCCGCCUCCCGGGGAACGGCCGCCCUCCGGCAGCGGCCACGGCCGCCCGUCCGGGGCCAGGCCCGCGUCCCGAGGAAAGGGCGGGGGCGUCGGGGACGCGGCGUCUCCCCCCACUCGCGUCGGCGGGAAGGCGCGGCCCCCUGGCGGCGGCGCGGCGCCCUGCGAGCCGGGCUGCCAGUGCCGAGCCCCGAUGGUGAGUGUGGCCAGCGAGAGGCACCCGCUGUACAACCGCGUCAAGACCGGCCAGAUCGCCAACUGCGCGCUGCCCUGCCACAACCCCUUCUUCAGCCAGGACGAACGAGCUUUCACCGUCUUCUGGAUCGGCCUGUGGUCUGUGCUCUGCUUUGUGUCCACCUUCGCCACCGUGUCCACCUUCCUCAUCGACAUGGAACGCUUCAAGUACCCGGAGCGGCCCAUCAUCUUCCUCUCGGCCUGCUACCUCUUCGUGUCCGUGGGCUACCUGGUACGCCUGGUGGCGGGGCACGAGAAGGUGGCGUGCAGCGGCGGCGCGCCGGGCGCGGGCGGCGCGGGCGGUGCGGGGGGCGCGGCUGCUGCGGGCGCGGGCGCGGGCGCGGCCGGGACGGGCGCGGGCAGCCCAGGCGGGCGCGGGGAGUACGAGGAGCUGGGCACGGUGGAGCAGCACGUGCGCUACGAGACCACGGGCCCGGCCCUGUGCACCGUGGUCUUCCUGCUGGUCUACUUCUUCGGCAUGGCCAGCUCCAUCUGGUGGGUGAUUCUGUCGCUCACGUGGUUCCUGGCAGCGGGCAUGAAGUGGGGCAACGAGGCCAUCGCCGGCUACUCGCAGUACUUCCACCUGGCCGCGUGGCUCGUGCCCAGCGUGAAGUCGAUCGCCGUGCUGGCGCUCAGCUCCGUGGACGGCGACCCGGUGGCGGGCAUCUGCUACGUGGGCAACCAGAGCCUCGACAACCUGCGCGGCUUCGUGCUGGCGCCGCUCGUCAUCUACCUUUUCAUCGGCACCAUGUUCCUGCUGGCCGGCUUCGUGUCGCUCUUCCGCAUCCGCUCGGUCAUAAAGCAGCAGGGCGGCCCCACCAAGACGCACAAGCUGGAGAAGCUCAUGAUUCGCCUGGGCCUCUUCACUGUGCUCUACACGGUGCCCGCCGCCAUAGUGGUCGCUUGCCUCUUUUACGAGCAGCACAACCGCCCGCGCUGGGAGGCCACGCACAACUGCCCGUGCCUGCGGGACCUGCAGCCGGACCAGGCACGCAGGCCUGACUAUGCGGUGUUCAUGCUCAAGUACUUCAUGUGCCUGGUCGUGGGCAUCACCUCAGGUGUGUGGGUCUGGUCAGGCAAGACGCUUGAGUCCUGGCGGGCCCUGUGCACCCGCUGCUGCUGGGCCAGCAAGGGUGCCGCGGUGGGCGGGGGUGCGGGCGUGAGAGACACCAGCGGGCCAGGCGGGGGCGGGGGGGGGGGCGGGGGAGCGGGCUCGCUCUACAGUGACGUCAGCACAGGCCUGACGUGGCGAUCUGGCACCGCCAGCUCACUGUCUUACCCAAAGCAGAUGCCAUUGUCCCAAGUCUGAGCAGAGGCCAAGUGCUGCGAAGGGACACUCCAGGGGCUGAGGUUCCCACCCCUUCGCCGUUAUUUUGACUGCUAUUAGCAUGAUCAUGAACUCUUAAUGGUAUCCAUUAGCUGAGACUUAAAUGACUGGCUUAGAACAAAGUACCUGGCAUUGAGGACUCCCAGACCCAGCCUCCUUUCCUCCAUUGAUAUGCGAGGAGCUCCUCUAGGGAGGUGGGAGACAUUCAUCUCUGUUGGCAGAGAAGGGUGGACUCUGCAGCGUUCCCAGAACCCACGGCUUGGAGCCCUCCUUGGUUGCCAUUGGUGGAACUUGAAGCCAGAUCUACAGAUUUUACCCGAGGGACCUAUUUUUCUCCUAUGUAAACUCUUACUCCUGAUGCAUCCUAAAGGAGGGGUGAUCACGAUCUAACUGGAUUGCAUGGUUUGGGUAUUCUUAAUGACCAGGCAAAUGCCUUAAGUAAAUAAACAUGAAAUGUCUUAAUUAUACACCCCAAGUAAAUAUGGGUUUCCUACAUUAGAGGAUGUAUUUAUAUAAUUAUUUGUUAAGUGUAAAAAAAUGUAAAAUAUGUACAUAUCCAGAGAUAUACAGUCUGUACAUUUUUUGUAAAAAGUUUAGAGAUCAUUCCUGUAAAAACAAAUAUAAGUAUUCUAUUUUGUCAAUAAAAUGACUUUUGAUAAAUGA